This is a messenger RNA of Schistocerca gregaria, 2027 nucleotides long. Its product is annotated as glutathione hydrolase 1 proenzyme-like. Gene Ontology annotation, molecular function: glutathione gamma-glutamate hydrolase. The transcript has 11 exons. Gene Ontology annotation, cellular component: plasma membrane. NCBI's taxonomy places the organism in Eukaryota, Metazoa, Arthropoda, Insecta, Orthoptera, Acrididae. Bases 57 to 1967 code for a protein of 636 amino acids. The record is from RefSeq and is a predicted model, not a curated record. Gene Ontology annotation, biological process: glutathione catabolic process.
AGGACGAUCAGUCUCCUCUGUGCUUCCGAGAGCGAUAGGACCGGGCCCUGCGUGUCAUGGUUGAGGGAAAAAUGAAGAACGCGACGUCGGGCGGGAGAGAGAAAGAGGAGGAGAGGAUCGCUCUUCUGGAUGCAGAACCGGGACCCAGCUUCACAUAUGCACAAGGCCCCUCCAACUUCCCGGCGCUAGGCGAGAGCUCCAAAGCAACUUACGGGACUAUCGAGAGAGGUGAAUCGGAAGGAGAGAAGAAGUCAGGUGCAAGCACAGAAGACGGUGGCUGGGACCCCGAGAUGAAGAAGGUGCUCCUGGUGGCGGCGCUGGCUCUGGCCCUCUUCCCGCUGGUGAUGGGCCUGGCGUGGCUCCUGCCCUACGCGCUGGACGUGCACUUCCGGCACGCCGCCGUCGUCGCCGACGCUCCGGGCUGCGCACACGCUGGGAGGUUAAUACUCUCAAGAGGCGGUUCGGCGGUGGACUCUGCCGUGAGCACCAUGUUGUGCCAGGCUGUGGUCCACCCACACAUUACCGGCCUGGGCGGUGGCUUCGUAAUGCUCAUAUACACCGCAAAAACCAAGACGGUCGAGACUCUCAACGCACUGCCAGCAGUUCCAAGUGGAUCUUAUAACUCCAGUUUACAACUUGGGAGACGCAGUAAAAGAGGUGCAGAAUCUAUUGCAGUUCCUGGUACGUUGCCCGGCCUGUGGGAAGUUCAUCAAAAGUAUGGUAAAUUACCCUGGAAAGUGUUGUUUGAUGCAGCAAUUGAGCUGUCUGUAAAUGGAUUCAAAGUUAGUCCAGAUCUUGCUAAAAACUUAGCAAAGCACUCAGGAAUGAUAUUAGCAGACCCAAAUUUGAGUGACAUUUACAAAAAUCAGUCGACAGGGAAGGUAGCACGGGAAGGUGAUACUAUACGGAACGUGUAUCUCGCAAGGACAUUAAAACUGGCUUCUCAGUUAGGUCCGCAGGCACUCUCAUCAGAUGUGCUGGAUCACCACCUGUCAAAGGACAUAAAAGCUGCUGGUGGACACCUCAGUAUCGGAGAUCUCCAGCGUUACAGGCCCCAAUGGCAGAAGCCUCUGUCGAUCGAUGUGAAGGUGCCUGACAAGAGAAGAGUCUGCCUUCAUACAACACCUUUGCCUACAGAUGGCUUCAAAGUUGCGCUCAUGAUGAGACUUUGUGAGGGUCAUUACGAUAAAAGCAGGGCCAGUAAGCAACAGAUGCUUUCAGCUUUCAAGACGACUUACGCUGUGUCCCAUCUUGUUAACAAUGGCAACAUGGAUCAGGUGAACAAGACUCUGCAACAGUUGCUUUCCAGUGACCGCCUUGUGGGAAUUAUGAAAAUCUUAUCGGACCGCAUAUCUACAGAGGAUAUUCUCUACAGUGCGGACAACAUGGACACAGAUCUCGAUUCUGACGCCAGUGGAUUUUGUAUAAGGGCAUCGAAUGGAGAUGCCGUCGCAGUUGCCAGCACUCUCAACUCAGUGUUUGGAUCAGGCGUAAUGUCUCGAUAUACUGGUAUACUUUUAAAUAAUCAGAUGGAUAAAUUUGUCCUGGCUGACAAUGUGACGCGUGAGAACGUCAGCAACACCAUCAAGCUGAAGCAAGAGGUGGUUUCUGUUGCGCCAACGAUUAUCCUGUCUUCACAGGGUGAUCUUGAACUGGUGCUGUCAGGGGGUGGUGGCAGAUAUACCAGCGCAGACACAGCUUAUGUUGCAAUUAACAGACUGAUUUUAAGACGGCAUCUGCGGUCAUCUAUCGCGCAAACACGUCACCAUGUUCUUCCUUUUACUGAUAUUGUUGCCCAUGAGAGAAGAUCCCUUAAGGAUGAAACUGGAGCACUUAAGAAGCAUGAUGCAAAUGUUUCUGAAGCAUAUUCCUUUAGAACGGGUGUUAUUGGGGUAGCAAAUACCACUUCCAAUCAAUAUGUUGUCAGCCUUGAUCGUCGAAGAAGCACAGAGUUUGAUGUUAUAUAAUUACUUAUGAUAAUAAUUUUUAGACAGUGUUUACAAAUUAAUAAACUCUUAUUCUUAUUA